Messenger RNA from Centropristis striata (black sea bass), 3526 nucleotides. RefSeq names its product tribbles pseudokinase 1 (gene trib1). Gene Ontology annotation, biological process: protein phosphorylation; regulation of MAP kinase activity; positive regulation of proteasomal ubiquitin-dependent protein catabolic process. The record is from RefSeq and is a predicted model, not a curated record. The transcript has 3 exons. NCBI's taxonomy places the organism in Eukaryota, Metazoa, Chordata, Actinopteri, Perciformes, Serranidae. Gene Ontology annotation, cellular component: nucleus. Gene Ontology annotation, molecular function: mitogen-activated protein kinase kinase binding; protein kinase activity; ATP binding. Bases 319 to 1410 code for a protein of 363 amino acids.
CUCAACAUCACCGGAGCUCACUCACUCUCUGCCUCUCUGAGUGUGAGGCGGUCUCUCCCACCCUCUCUCUCUCUCUCUCUCUCCCUGUCUCUCUUCCUCUGUCUCUCCCUCAGUCUGGACUCUGAGGGAUCGGGAUUUUCUCACCAAAAGUACACAGACAUCAGAGCAUUCACUUGGAUUAUCCCCUUGACUGACUCCGCUGAAGUUUCAUUUAUAUCUCAACUAGAAUGAAUCUGACACGGGGAAAUGGAGCGCGCAGUUUGUAGGUUUUUUUAAAAGGACAUAUCCUAAAAGAAAACAGUCUCGUUUUUUGCUUUCAUGGUGAAUCGGUCUAUCAGGAUGAACUUGCAGUGGAGCAGCCCGGCGCCCUGCAUCCGCACCGGGAGAGUCGCGCACAAGCGGCUGGACUCAGACGACCAGCCGCCGGCCAAAUGCGCCAGGCUGAGCGCCGAGGCGGGGGACACGCAGGGACUCCUCGGCACCUCUCCCGGGUCCCCGGUCAGCCCCGUAUUAAGCCCCAUCCCGGCGGCUACCCACCAGGGGCCAUCCAGGAUAGGACCGUUUCUGCUUCUACCUCUGGCGGACCGGGAGAGCGUGCACAGCGCAAUGAACACCGACACCGGCGAUGAGCUGCUGUGCAAGGUCUUUGAUAUGGGGGUGUACCAGGAAAAGAUCAGAGCCUACGGGAUCCUACCUGCACACAAGAACGUGGCCGGCAUCAGGGACAUCAUCCUUGGCGAACGCAAAGCCUAUGUGUUCCUGGACAAGGACUUUGGGGACAUGCACACCCUGGUGAAGAGCUGUCGCAGGCUGGAUGAGGAGCACGCCUGCAGGCUCUUCCGUCAGGUGGCUCUGGCUGUGGCGCACUGCCACCAGGCUGGCAUCGUGCUUGGUGACCUCAAACUGCGAAAGUUUGUCUUUGCUGAUGAGAAAAGGACACAGGUGAGACUAGAAAGCCUCGAGGACUGCCGCGUCCUAGAAGACCCGAGCGACGACUCCAUGUCAGACACCCACGGCUGCCCCGCCUACGUCAGCCCGGAGAUCCUCAGCGGCUCUGCGCCUUACUCCGGCAAGAUGGCCGACAUGUGGAGCCUGGGGGUCAUGCUGUACACCAUGCUGGUCGGCCGUUACCCCUUCCACGACCCCGACCCGGCCACGCUGUUUUCCAAAAUCCGCAGAGGCCAGUGCUGCUUGCCAGAGGGCCUGUCGCCCAGGGCCAAGUGUCUGCUCCAGAGCCUGCUGCGGAAAGAACCCUGGGAGAGACUCACGGCGAACGAGCUGCUCGCUCACCCGUGGUUCCACCAGCCGCCGUCGUCGCAGGAAGUGGCGCUGGGUGAACAGGAAGUGAGCUCGGCGGAACAGAUGGUGCCGUCCUUUGACGUGGAAGAGGAUGAUGAUCUGUUCUGCUGACGGACUGAUUCAGCUGAGUCUGGCUGAGGGACCAAAACAGAGAUUGCUAUGAGGGAUCCAUUGUUGUUUUUUUACAUUGGCACUUUUUAGAAACCCAUUUGUGUACUGUUGAGUGUACAUACACCCUCAAGCUUUCUACAAAAACUUACUGUACUGUAUUUUGUCGUCGUAUAUGUGUUACUUGCUAAGGGCAUUGCUCACAAUGAUCAUUCAUUGUGUUACUUUAUGUACAUUUUUGAAAAUUAUUUGGUGCUAAAAAGAAAUAACAAAGACUCAGAAAUUGCCAGAUUACAUUUACAGAAUAAUCUCCGCCGGCUACUAUCAGUGUAUCACAGAAAAUUAACCCAUGGCAAACAGUCGUCACCAAUGCUCGCUCUCAGCCUGGAUUCACAAGGCUUCACAAAGCAUUAGAUGACUCCUGAAGUGGAGGCGAGGAGACGUGAUGUUUUUCCUCUCACCCUCGCUGACCAGGCUGGAGGCUCCGGCGGCUGACUCACUGACCGGCUCGAGGAAGGCCUAGCACAAGCUUGACGUCUCGCAGCAGGCGGUGUCAUCGAGCGGGAAAGAUGCUUCGCGGAGGACUGAUGUGUCACACUCAGCGGGGACGCUACGAAGGUGUCUCACUGCCAAUCUGGCAAACGUCUCCGCAAAAUGGAGAGAGCAUUUACAAAUCUCACACCAUGAGCAGAAGGUUGAGAAAGGCAGGGUGUUACUGGUGUAAAACUCACAGAAAAGUGGAGAGAGUUUGUCACACACACUCAACAAUUAUCAGUGGCACUGGGCUACCACGAGAAAUCUCAGUUAUGUUCUCAUUUUAACAGUUGAAACUAAAGCAUUUAACUUUUUUAAAAACAUGGUCAAACCUGAAUAUAUUACCUAAAAAGGUGCAUCAGAGCAAGAAGUGUCUAUUUACAGGGUCUGACCUUGUGAAUUUGACUGUGAUUAAUCUGUUCUGAAACGCUAAACCUAACACUAAUUCUUCUGGUUUAAAUUAAAACGCUGAAAGGAAGUCUUCUUUUAAAGACUUUAAAGUCACAUGCCUUUGCAGCACCAGAGAUGGCUGCAAUAAUCUUAUGCCUCAAGGCGUGCUACAGCAGGACUUCAGGGGGAAAAGUGAAAAUACAUAGAAUUCAAAUGGUACUUCCUCCUGACACAAUGUCAAUCCAACAAUACUUGUAUUUUUUUUUUUUUGUUAAAGAAAUGUGUCAAAUAUCCAGUUAAGGAAACACAUUACAGGAAAAUGAAGACUUUCUCACUUGAGCAGUUGAACAUGUUUGUUCAUUUCUGUUGGAACAUUAUGUCAAGCUGUUUUGCUUUAACAAAGCCGAGCUGUCCUGAGUGUUGUGCCCGUAUCACUGUGUUUCAUAAACUGAAUGGCUCUGAAUCAGUCGCAGUCAGGCGAUAUUUGAUGUUGGUUGUCUGAUGAUGACUCAACACUUGAGUGUGUCUGUAGAGAAUGGUCCUGACCUUGGCUGGAAGAAUCUGUUCUGACUGUUUCACCUCCUUAAUGGUACUUUUUUUUUCUCCCUUUCCUUUUUUUUUUUUUUUUAUGCCGUUAAAAGUUGUGGAUCCACGGAGACAUAAUGUACCACGUUUUAUGUUGGAUUGUGACAGGCGGACACAUCGCUGCGGUGACGUUGAUCCUUACAGGCUACUGUAGAUCUGCAGCCAGCUUUUUCAUUCUGGCACAAUCAUUUUGACGACGGUACUAAAUCUGGCAUAUCUGAGAGGCGCUGUGCAUUCAAUUUUUGGGUCACGCAGUAGGCUAAUAAAACGUCUGCUGCAGUUCUUUAAUUAUUUUUAUCUCAUCUGCUCGAGAGAUGGGAACCGACUUGUGACAAUCUGAAUUGUUCCGCACAGAAAAGUAAUUUAUGAUGUUGUUCCUGGUUCAUACAUGUAGAGUGAGUCACACGUUCAUGUGACAUGUAGAGUAAACUGACACGGGUGCACAAACUUCAUAUUGCACUGUGAAUUACGUAUUUGUGACACAACCUAGAGGCUAUUACUGGUCCAGACAGGUUACACACGAGAUAUAUUCAUUGUACAAAAGAUGUAAAUAUGUAUAUUUGAAAUAUGUGUGGACAUGUUGAAUAAAGAUCACAUUUUUUCAUAUUCA